GCUAUCACAUCACAUCCUCCUCCUCUAGAAUUUCUCUUUUUGUUGUACUUUUUUUUGUUUUUUUGUUCUGCCUCUAUUAAAUUUAUAAUGUGUGACAGCAAGCAUCAGACAGAUUGGCUUACACUCGUUCAGAAUGCAGAGAAAACGGCCCUCUUAAAAAAUGGCAUCAUGAAAGUUCAUUAUAAAAUGCCUAAUGGUCAAGAGAUGGUGGAAGAAUACAGUCCAGAAACAAAUGUCCUCUUAAGGAGAGCAUGGCGAAAGCAAGGACUCAAGGAAGAAAGUCAUUGGGAGGUUGAAUUAGGAGAUGCGGAACCGCAAUUCCAGAAACUUGAAACUAUUGGAAUAGUCGAGAGUAAUUCCUCUCCAUACGUCACCAAACGUCUUACCAAAUCCAAUAUUGAGUGGAGGAUACGGAAUCUACCAUAUGAUGAAAAUGUUUACAGAGUCACUGCCAAUCAGGAAGAUGACUGCAUUGUUAUUAGCACUACAAACAAAAAAUAUUACAAAAAACUAGAGGUUCCUGAACUUCAACGAGUAAAUCUUAGACCAUGUCAGAGUAAUAUUAAAUUCACACACAAGUUCAAAACACUGAUUAUAACGUAUGAGAAACCAAAAGAAGUACUCGAGUUAGAAGCUGCUGUUUUAAAAGAAUUGAAAUCGGUGAAGACUGUCAAAGAUACUGACUUGGACUGCAAAACAAGCUGAAGAGGUCAAAAGCACACUAAUGAAUUAUUAAGUGCUACCUAUGUUGUAAAAAAUAUUUGAUGACAUCUGUCAUUUUGAAAAGUGACAGUUCAUUGCUAGUCAAAUAAUCAGAAGAUGAGAUGUAAAUAUUGAAUUUUAAAGUAAAUGAAAAGUCGAAAAAUUUUACUCCGUAAGAGAAUCAAGUAUUCGCAAAACAAUAGUACUGACAACAUAAUGUAUUUCCUACUCAGGCAAAAGAAGCCUGCUUUCCUUCAGAAAAUCCAUGGCACGACUUCUUCUGCCUGAGAAAGUUCAUUUUAUCAAUGCUAAAAGCGCUAGAUACCUUCAUUAAGUAUACCUUCUUAUAUUAGUCUGUGUCUACUAUGAAAAAAUUACCACAAGGACGAGAUAACAUAUAAUAAUGCAAUAGCAAUUGCCUUAUUGAGAUUAACCAAAUGAUUUUUUACAUUCCGACAAUGUCCAUUGUAAACUUACCUAAUCAGUUAAUUUCAUUCCCUUCCUUUUCCCCGAGGAUUUCAAAACUCUUUGCUUUGCGCAUCAUUAUCAAUGCAAAAUUUAUCAAUACAAAAAAAAUUGAACUCAAACCUUGCAUGCUAAAUGAAUCUGUUUUUGAGGGCAUACCUAUCUCUGCUCAUGAUGAAAGUAGAAUUUAAGUAGGCAUUUGGACCGUUGGACCAAUCUUCAUAUUAUUUGCUAAGGUUUAAGCUUGAACCAUCAAAAUGCAAUUCUAUGACUUGCGCCAAUUAUCUAUUGUCUUAUACAGAAUCUUCCAUUAUAAGUCCAAACACUGCUUUGGAUGUAGAGGUAAAGAAUUUUAUAAUGGAUGCAUGGCUAAGCUGGCCUAUUAUCAACCCAAAUUCUGAAUAAUUCAUCCGAGUAUCUGCACCUUUGAGAAAGUGAUGAAGGAAUCAUAGAUUCCAAAAAAUCUUUAAUUGCAAUUUGUCUUAGUUCAAGAUCAAAGUUUCAUUGUCAUUUUUUACACUAUACAUGUCAUUUUGCACUUUAGUAAACAUUUCACCAGCUUUUUUUUAAAUUUUUGAAUAUUGUCUUUCACCUUUUAAACUUUUGUACCCUGUCUUGAAAGAAUACAGUUUUUUUCUUUUCAUCCUA
Messenger RNA from Bemisia tabaci, 1815 nucleotides. The record is from RefSeq and is a predicted model, not a curated record. Lineage: Eukaryota; Metazoa; Arthropoda; Insecta; Hemiptera; Aleyrodidae.